Messenger RNA from Lacerta agilis (Sand lizard), 2580 nucleotides. RefSeq names its product bridging integrator 2 (gene BIN2). Gene Ontology annotation, molecular function: protein binding; phospholipid binding. Lineage: Eukaryota; Metazoa; Chordata; Lepidosauria; Squamata; Lacertidae. The transcript is spliced from 13 exons. Bases 46 to 1914 code for a protein of 622 amino acids. The record is from RefSeq and is a predicted model, not a curated record. Gene Ontology annotation, biological process: plasma membrane tubulation; podosome assembly; phagocytosis, engulfment. Gene Ontology annotation, cellular component: plasma membrane; podosome; phagocytic cup.
AAAAAAAGAAGAAGAAGCAAGAAGCAAGAAUUAAACCACAACUGGAUGCUGAAAAAAGAAACUGCACAACUAGACGCAGCCAUGGCAGAGGGCAAGACUGGAGGCGCUGGGUUGUUUGCGAAGCGGGUCCAAAAGCAAUUCAGCCGAGCCCAGGAGAAGGUUUUGCAGAAACUGGGGAAAACGGUGGAAACUAAAGAUGAACAGUUUGAACAGGGCGCAUACAAUUUCCAACAGCAACAGGCUGAAGGUCACAAACUCUACAAGGACCUUAAGGUUUUCCUCAGUGCUGUGCAAGUGAUGCAUGAAAGCUCUAAAAAAGUGUCUGGAACUCUGCAGGAAAUUUACAGCGAGGAAUGGGAUGGGUAUGAAAAAUUGCAAGCCAUAGUACAGAGCAAUGACCUUUUGUGGGAAGAUUAUGAGAAUAAACUGGCAGAUCAGGCAGUCAGGACUAUGGAGAAUUACUUGACGCAGUUCAAUGAAAUUAAGGAGCGAAUUGCUAAGCGGGGAAGAAAACUAGUGGAUUAUGACAGCAGCAGGCAUCACUUGGAAGCCCUGCAGAAUACCAAGAAGAAAGAUGAAGCUAAAAUUGCAAAGGCCGAAGAAGAGUUCUACAAAGCCCAAGCAGUGUUUGAAGAGCUCAACAAGGAACUAAGAGAAGAGCUGCCGGACCUUUACAACAGCCGAAUUGGAUGCUAUGUGACAAUAUUCCAGAAUAUUUCCAACUUGCGAGAUGUCUUCUACAAGGAAAUGAGCAAGCUAAACCAUGACCUGUACGAUGUGAUGAGCACAUUGGAAAAGCAGCACUCCAAUAAAGUCUUCAUUAUUAAAGGGGUGUCAAGUAACAGGGCAUCGCUGGUCAUCUCUUCUCCAGUAAGCCCAACCAGCUCCUCUGCCAUACCGACAAGGAACAGCAUAAGUGAGAUGCCGACGUCUCCUCCUGCCAUUUCCUCAAAUCACGAAAGAGAAUCUGCUUCGGCAACCGAAGCAGCAUCUGCGCCUGGUGGGGCCAGCAAAGCCGAGGAAGAGACAGCUGCAUCUUUGGCUACGGAUGCGGCCAAGCCAGGCUCUUCAACUGCUAGUGAAGCCAAAGAGGACAGCCAAACAGUAGAGACAACCCCCAGCAUUCCCAUAGGCACCCCCCAGAAAGUUGAGGAGUCUGCAAGUAAUAUAGCAGCAGAAAUUUUAUCAAAGGCUGUGCUCGAGGUUGUUGGCAAGAGCCAAAAUGUUCCCAAAGACUCUGGAGAGACCUCCCAGCCUCCUUUGAGGAAUGACUUUGAAGCCAGUGAUACUUGUGAGAAAGAUGAGGGUUCCUUGUUGCAGCCAAGGGGUGAGGUCUUAUCUCUGCCUCCCCAAAACACUCGGGAUGGAGCUCAGACUGAGGGAGCAGACCAUCAGGAGAACAACUUGCCGCUCAGCGAGAGUUCAGUUUGUCCUGAAGACAAUCCUCAAGAGACUUCGUGUGAAGCUGAAGAAGCCCAAGAAGGUGCACCAAGUAUCACCAAUGACUGCCUUUCCCCUGCUUUACCAAAAGCAGAGGAUGCUCAACAGCAGCCAGAGGAACGCGCUGAAGAUGACGUCAACAGUGAGGGAAGCAUUGAAGAAAUAGAUGUUUCCCCCAAGGCCACCAAUGCUCAGAUCAUCUCCAGCUUCUUCUCAGAUGAUAAGAAAGAGAACUAUGGCAAGCUGCCCUCGGGCUUCCUUUUCAAGGCUCAGGCAGUCCAAGCUCACGCUUCAGAGGAUGAGAAGCACCUUCAGUUUGGAGAAGGGGAAACCAUGCUAGUGCUGUCAGAUAAAGAGGCUGAGGAAAAAGGAUUCCUGAUGGGUAUAAAGGAGAAAGACUGGAAGGAGAACCAGAAUAUGCUACUGAAAGGAAUUUUCCCACAAAAUCUCAUUAAAUCUAUCCCUUUGGAAUAAACUCAGAUCUGGAGCAGAAACAGGGUGAAGAGAGAACUCAAUAAAGAGAAAGCCCUUCUGUCCAAAUACUGAUUUGCCAAAACUCCGUGUUAAUUGUUCCUUCACCCACGUAGCACCUUGUGAUAAAAAUGUAGAUUGCAUUAUUUCUUGAAUCUGUCCUCCUCCCCAUGCAGCCAAAUCCAUGCCUCUGAGGGUCACUGUUUGGCCCUUCCUGUCCUUUUCAGAAGUGAAAGAGUGGGUUGGAGUUGUGAUAACAGUAAUGGUUGGCAGGCCAUUUUGAGGGGUGGGAACUGAGAGUCUUUGCCUCCUAACCCAUAUAGUCUUCUCAAAGGAGUCCCCCGUCAAAGCUACAUGCUGAAAUGUGAAUGUUGUCAAAUAAUGCAUUGGCAUUCAGCUCAAGAGCUUAUUACGAAUUAUUGUAAUGGGCCCACAACAAAUGGGUUGAUUCUGCUUGGUAGUAGACACAGACUAGGGAUUUAUGACAUGCCCAAUGGAUAGACACACAACGUCUGUGUACAUUCAUGUAUGUAUGUAUGUAUUUGCUUUGUGCGUACACAUGGUAGGAAGUUGCGAUUGGCCGCAGCUGCUUGGUGUGUAACUGUGCCCAUAUGUUCAGCAAAAUGCACCUGUUUAUGUGAUUUCACUCAUGGCCUUCUGUUCUCUACC